Molecule: messenger RNA, 630 nt
Organism: Penicillium riverlandense
Lineage: Eukaryota; Fungi; Ascomycota; Eurotiomycetes; Eurotiales; Aspergillaceae
Product: putative cell wall protein
Exons: 2
Coding region: 1-630 (209 amino acids)
Source: RefSeq, a predicted model, not a curated record
AUGUCUCCUAACAUGAACCGCUCGGCGCUCUUGUGCCUUCUUCUGGCCGUUGGCCCCGCCACUGUCCUGUCCGCUCCUCAGACCCAGGGCUUGGCCAUGCCUGGCUCUACCGGCUCUAGCGGCAUCCUGCCCGGCCUGGGUGACACUGGCAACACCACCCCGACGACUGGCAACACCGAAGAAGACGCCGGCAGCGGCUUCAGCGUCGGCAUCCCCGGCGGCCCAGGCGUGCACUUCGGCGCCGGCGUCCACAAGGUCCAGCAUGGGCCCUGCGGCCCUGGCUACAGUGAGGCCAAGCACGCCGGCAGUGGCUUCCGCGUUGGAAUCCCCGGCGGCCCGGGCGUUGCUUUCGGCGCCCACGCCGAUGAGGCUCACCAGGCCGUCCCCUGCGCGGAGCCUUCGCCUGUGGUUGUUACUCCGCCCGUGGUUGUUACUCCCAUCGUCAUCCCCUCCACCACCCCCGCGCCGGUCUAUGUCGCACCCCCCGCGCCUGUCCACUCCACCCCGUUGAUCUCACACCCUGCGCCCUCUGCUAAGCCCUCCAUGCCUGUGUACAACGCCGGGUCGUCGCUUGUGCCGGGCUCUGGGGUCCUAGCUGUCGCCCUUCCCAUCAUUCUGGGCCUGUUCUAA